AUGCGUUCCAACAAUAGCAAAAUUCUGCCUUAUUAUGUUAAAGCCACUCAGAUAACCAAUCUAAAAGAUAUUACAAUUUCUACUAUCGUCACCAGUGACCGAUUGCCUGUUUUGAGCCGACUUGCUUCCCAUUAUAAAGGUCCCAUUUCAGCAGCAAUUCAUAUUAAUGAAAGCGAUAAAGGCGAAAAGGAAUUAGUUCUGCAACAACUGCUUAAUGUAUACAUUGAAAAUGAAGACAUGCAACGAUAUGUCGACAUUCACUUGAUUGCUGAUCAGUACGACCGACAAUUCAACAUGUGGAGAAACGUAGCUAAACUAUAUGCUCGUACGGACUAUGUCAUGAUGCUCGACAUUGACUUCUUUCCCUGCACAAACUUCCGACAAGAUAUUCUUCAACAUCCUGAAUGGCUCAACAUGCUUGACGAUGGUCUUACUGCCUUUGUGGUGCCAGCCUUUGAAUAUAUUGAUCUUGAAGAUGGUAUGGAUCAUAAAACGUUUCCAAGAACAAAGCAGGAUCUUAUCGAUCAAGUUACUGCAGAUAAACUCGACAUGUUUCACCGUGCAUGGCAAUUGGGUCACGGUGCAACUGAUUACGUCAAGUGGUAUGAUGCGUCUACUCCCAUGUAUAAAGUGGUCAACUAUCAUCACUCAUAUGAGCCCUAUGUUAUCUUUAAACGUCAAGGGUCUCCCUGGUGCGAUGAACGCUUUAUCGGUUACGGCUCUAACAAGGCAGCUUGCUUAUAUGAGAUUUAUCUCUCUGGCAUUAAUUAUUAUGUAUUAUCUGAUCAUUUCCUCAUUCAUCAAUCGCAUACAUAUCCUGAAUCUACUCGCAGAAAAGAGCGUUUAUUUAAUAGGAAGUUAUAUGCACACUUCAGAGAAGAGCUGUGUCUUCGGUAUGCAAGACAAUUCAUUGCUACUGGUGAAUGGAACACGUCUCGCGCUGAUAACUUGAAGGCUGAAUGUCAAAAGAUUCGUGGAUUCACCGAUACAAUUUCAUAA
This is a messenger RNA of Rhizopus microsporus ATCC 52813, 999 nucleotides long. RefSeq lists its product as uncharacterized. Gene Ontology annotation, molecular function: glucuronosyltransferase activity; xylosyltransferase activity. The coding region runs from base 1 to 999 and encodes 332 amino acids. Gene Ontology annotation, biological process: protein O-linked glycosylation via mannose. NCBI's taxonomy places the organism in Eukaryota, Fungi, Mucoromycota, Mucoromycetes, Mucorales, Rhizopodaceae. The record is from RefSeq and is a predicted model, not a curated record. The transcript has 3 exons.